This is a messenger RNA of Cicer arietinum (chickpea), 2425 nucleotides long. RefSeq names its product probable metal-nicotianamine transporter YSL7. The record is from RefSeq and is a predicted model, not a curated record. NCBI's taxonomy places the organism in Eukaryota, Viridiplantae, Streptophyta, Magnoliopsida, Fabales, Fabaceae. Gene Ontology annotation, molecular function: oligopeptide transmembrane transporter activity. Gene Ontology annotation, cellular component: membrane.
CAUUAACCAAAGUAGUAUAUAUAAAAAACUUCCACAACCUAGUAAAAUCCGAAGCUAUAUCCAAAUCUCUAGGAUCUAGAGAGACAUGGCACAAAAUGAGAAUGAUGAUAGUGUAAUUACUGAAAAUGGUUUUGAUGAAUUUGGUCACAAAAAUGAUUAUGAUGAACAAAAAAAAGUUGAGCAAAAUGGUAGUUUUGUUCAUAAGAAAGAAGAAGAAGAAGCUGCUUCAGUUGAGAAAGUGUUUAAGCACUUAUUGGUUCCAUCAUGGAGGAAUCAAUUAACUAUAAGAGCUUUUGUGGUUAGUUUUUUUCUUAGUAUAUUGUUCAGUUUCAUUGUGAUGAAACUUAACCUCACAACUGGGAUUAUACCUUCACUCAAUGUAUCUGCUGGUCUUUUGGGUUUCUUCUUUGUGAAAACUUGGACUAAGUUUUUGGAGAAAUCUGAUAUGUUGAAACAACCUUUUACAAGACAAGAGAAUACUGUUAUUCAGACUUGUGUUGUUGCUUCCUCUGGCAUAGCCUUCAGUGGAGGAUUUGGGAGUUACCUCUUUGGAAUGAGUGAACAUGUUGCAAAGCAAUCCUCAGACACUAGUGAUUUUAAAGACCCCAAAUUGGUUUGGAUAAUUGCUUUUCUGUUUGUUGUUAGCUUUUUGGGGCUCUUCUCUGUUGUACCUCUUCGAAAGAUUAUGGUUAUUGACUUCAAAUUGACAUAUCCAAGUGGUACUGCAACUGCUCAUCUCAUCAACAGCUUCCACACUCCUCAAGGAGCCAAAUUAGCAAAGAAGCAAGUGAAAGUGUUGGGAAAAUUCUUCAGUUUGAGUUUCUUAUGGGGUUUCUUUCAAUGGUUCUAUACAGCUUCUGAUGGAUGUGGAUUUCAAGCCUUCCCUUCACUAGGGCUCAAAGCAUAUGACAACAGGUUUUAUUUUGAUUUUUCAACACUCUAUAUUGGUGUGGGAAUGAUUUGUCCAUAUAUCAUAAAUAUAUCAGUGCUCCUUGGAGGAAUUCUUUCUUGGGGAGUAAUGUGGCCUCUCAUAGAAACCAGAGAGGGUCAUUGGUACAAAGCAGGCCUUGGUGAUGCCAGCCUUGAAGGCAUCCAAGGUUAUAGGGUAUUUAUAGCCAUAGCAAUGAUCCUUGGAGAUGGUUUAUACAACUUUCUUAAGGUGCUAAGUCAUACCUUAUGGGGUUUGUAUAAUCAAAUCCGGAACAAACGAAGAGAUAAUGUUCUACCUGUUGGUGCCGAUCAAGAUUCUUCUUCUUCGAGUCCCGAGCUAUCUUACGACGAUCAGCGCCGGAAGCAACUCUUUCUUAAAGAUCAGAUUCCUACAUGGUUUGCAGUUGGAGGAUAUGUAGCUAUUGCUGCAAUUUCUACAGCUACUUUGCCACACAUUUUCCCUCAACUAAAAUGGUAUUACAUACUUGUUAUAUACCUAAUUGCUCCAACCUUAGCAUUUUGCAAUGCUUAUGGUUGUGGACUAACAGAUUGGUCCCUAGCAUCAACCUAUGGUAAACUCGCCAUUUUCACAAUAGGAGCAUGGGCCGGUGCAUCGCACGGUGGAGUUUUAGCUAGUCUAGCAGCCUGUGGAGUCAUGAUGAACAUUGUUUCCACGGCUUCCGAUCUUAUGCAGGAUUUCAAGACCGGUUACCUUACCCUGGCUUCGCCGCGCUCCAUGUUCGUGAGCCAAAUAAUCGGAACAACAAUGGGAUGUGUGAUUUCUCCUUGUGUCUUUUGGAUCUUCUACAAAGCUUUUCCCGAUUUAGGGACACGUAAAAGUCAAUAUCCGGCCCCAUAUGCAAUCGUUUACCGCAACAUGGCGAUACUUGGAGUACAAGGCUUCGGUUCGUUACCAGAUAAUUGCCUUUUGCUUUGUUAUAUAUUCUUUGGUGCUGCUAUUGUGGUAAACUUGACUAAAGAUUUGAUUGGUAAGGUAGGAAGGUUCAUACCACUUCCAAUGGCUAUGGCAAUACCUUUCUAUUUAGGACCUUACUUUGCUAUUGACAUGUGUGUUGGAAGUUUGAUAUUGUUUAUUUGGGAAAAGAUCAAUAAGGCAAAGGCUGAUGCUUUUGCACCUGCUGUUGCUUCUGGUUUGAUAUGUGGUGAUGGAAUAUGGACACUUCCUGCUUCAAUUCUUGCUCUUUUUGGAGUUAAGCCACCCAUUUGCAUGAAGUUCUUGUCAAGGGCUACAAAUAGUAGGGUUGAUACUUUCUUAGGAAAUUAAAUGUCAAGUUUGAAUUGGACUUGGCAUCUUGUAUGAAAGUAUGAAAGUUUUUUUAUGCUUUGUAAAUCUGUCAAAUAUUACUUUAAGUUUGAUAUUCUAGACCUUCAGUAGUCACAUAGAUACAUCAUAGCAAAGAAAAUUUAUUAUUGGUGUUGUAUGUUUAUAUCAUAUGUUUCAAAGAAAUAUGAUUGCAUUGAGUUUCUAAAACAU